AGAAUGAGUGUUUAUUCUAUGGGCGGGUGGGGCUCCACACAAGUCAAGUGAGGUCAGUGAGUCAGUGGUAGGUCUCGUGUACCAAUGAGGUCUUGUGUGGGACGUCUAAUGUCUGACGUCUUGUGUGCGUCAUUUGUUGCACGUCACUUGAAGCAGGAAAAGGCGUCAUAUGGGCGGGAGUAGAGGUUGAGGUUGGUCCUUGUUAGGCCCUGCUAAGCUGGAGACCUCAGUCCGGCUUGGAGAACGAGAGGACAGAGAGACAGUGAGGCACACGGCAGUGCCAGGGUCUCUGCCCUCGUGAAGGAGACCGCUCCGAUCAACGGAUUCUCGUACGUCAGCAGUGACUCAAGAUAUCUGGACCAGUGAGAGAGAAAUAACGGGACGCUUAGAGAAAGGAUAUAUUAGAAAUUGUAUCGUGUUGCAAAUUGAUUUGGAAAAUUCUCGAUUAUUAAGAACUUUCUUUAUCACAUCUAUAUUGCUUUGUGUUGGUUAGAGGGGAUGCGCGAUGGUGGAUCGGAGUUAAGUUCAAGUAUAAUUAGCACUUUAGUGUAAGUGUGCGCGUACGGUAAAGUCGGCUUGACUCGGUACAGGAUAUGUUCAAAUACCCUAUUGGAACCAGAAAACUCUGCAUCCAUUCAUGGAUAGCUGGACUGAGAUACGUAUCCCCGAGCAUCAUAAAGUAAUGGUCAGUUUGCAAGAAGCCAAUAUCGAAGAAUCUGAACGGUGCAGAUCGUACAAAAUUUCUCUUUACACUGAACGUUUUCUAAACAAGUCUGUGAUCGAUGAGUUUUGUACCAGUCACAAGCCACCUGUUUCUCUCUACAAUGUCAGCAAGCUGUACAUUCACUUAAAGUCUGUGUUAUAUCCAGAGACAGGAUUUCGCCUUGAUUUCUCUUUUCACGCCCUCUCCGCUCUUCCCCAACAACUGAGGACGGCAGGUGGAACUGCUCUGUGCCGCACUGGCCCGACUUCCGCCUGCACUUCCGGUGUAACCUGGUGUCCGACUGCGUGGGCGGCGAGGACGAAGUGGACUGUCCUUACACCAGUCACGUGUGUGGUCCAGGCUUCCAGUCAGCUAAUGGCACAUGUCUACAGUUUGUGAAGACAGACCAUAAAGUCUCGUGGAACACAGCUGCGGAAACCUGCGACUCUCGAGGUAUGCUGCUGAUGGCAGCGAGCACACUGGCAGAAUGGGAGGCAACUGUCGAUAUUAUGCUAUAUCGUCCGUGUACUGACUUGUUUUACGGGCUUGUAAUAGCUUCCCCUGCAUUGCCAUACAUGUACAGUCAAGGGUUCACAGGGCUGGAUGGAAUAUUCCGCCACUUUCUGCCAAUAGAUGUUCAUUAUAUAUUUAGCGACUGCAUUGGCAUCUACUUUCACCAAAAAAAACUACAUAUAAAAACAUUAGCCUGCACCAAUCCGAUGCCGUCUUCAUUCUUCUGCAAGUUUGCCGUUAGUGGCGACGACACUUUACCACAGAUGCCGGUGUCACUCACAGCCAACUGGUCAGUGGACGUCUUGCAGUGUCCGUCAGUCCACUACACACACACUUUCCUCGCUUGUGAUGUCAAGAGUGAGUGCUGGGCGGACAAGUACGACAACGCUAAGACAUGUAAUACUCCUCUGACGUCACUUCCGCCUUCAUUCUCGUGUAUCAACGAGUAUCAACGUGUGCCCUACUCCCUUGUGUGCGAUCAUCGCCCUGAUUGCAUCGAUAACAGUGACGAGAACUUUUGCAUAUUUUCUUCGUGUUCACGUAGCAAAAAUGUUUUCGAGUGUACCAACAAACAGUGCAUUCACGUUGGGCUGCUAUGUGACAAUUUCUGGCAUUGUGCUGAUGGUUCAGACGAAGUCAUGUGCAGCGAGCGAGGCUAUCUACAUGUAAAAAUGGGAAACCUUACCCUUCCGUCAUAGACAUUGACUUUGAUGGCUAUCUAAGAGCAGUAAAGCCGCUGUCUAUGACACGUGAACCUCUGUGUCCUGAAACCCAUUUCCAGUGUCCAGGAAGUAACUUCUACUGUUUCCCAGUCUAUGUUCGCUGUAAUGGUGUCUUUGACUGUCCUGGUAAACAGGACGAGACGGCGUGUGACACCUACACCUGUCCCGGCUACUACCGCUGCCGCUCGUCACACGUCUGCCUGCACCCUGAUCACGUGUGUGACGGUUGGUCACAGUGUCCUGAGGGAGACGACGAGCUGCUGUGUGACCUUUCUUGUCCUGACACGUGUGUGUGUCACGGACUGGCCUUCACCUGCACGGCAAGGUUUGCAGCAUCCAGUUACCUGGAACUUCGGUAUCUUGAUGCAAGUGGCUCGGGGAUGACCCCCAGAGAUGUUGUCAAUAACACCAUGAUUGUUUAUCUCAGCUUUAACAACUGUAGUAUCAGGAUUUUUGACGAUCUGAACUUCGUUAACCUUAGGAUCCUUGACCUAAGUGAUAACUAUAUUAAAUCAUUAGGUUAUAAUAAUUUCUGUAAUUUACAUAAUCUGAGAUCUUUGGAUCUUUCAGGUAAUCCUCUUUCAUCCUUACACCCAAAUGACAGACCUCCUCAUCCUGUACUAGGGCAGGUAAUAGACCUUGAUGUUUCCAGAGUUAAGUUUUCAAUACUGGAUGUUAUAAUUUCUGAAACAUUUCCUAAUCUACAGAAACUCAAUCUCUCUGACUGCGGCGUUGAAACCGUUGCUGGCGAGGUGUUUACAAACCUGAUUGAACUACGAAGUCUAGAUUUAAAGGGGUCUACUGUGAACUAUUUCCCACCACAAACAUUUACCUCCUUAAGUAAGUUAGAGUCCCUCUAUACUGACAACUACAAGGUCUGUUGUCCAGCCUCUCUUCCUGAACGGUUUAUUCUGAAAAAGUGUGAAGCGCCAUCUGACGAGAUCUCGUCCUGUGAUGCUCUCCUGCGCUCAGACACAUACCGUGUCUUCCUCUCGUUAUUCGCGUCUUUAGCUCUGAUGGGCAACGCGGGAAGUUUUAUUUACCGUGUGUUUAUCAGUAAGAAAACAAGCAACCUUGGUUUUGAUGUCUUUGUCACUAAUUUAAGUAUAGCUGACUUUGUGAUGGGUGUGUACCUGGCCAUCAUAGGAAUAGCUGACCGUGUGUACCUGGGAAACUACUUGUGGAACGACUUAAAAUGGAGAAAUAGUUUUGUGUGUAAGCUGGCCGGCUUUCUCUGUCUACUGUCUAGUGAAGUGUCAGCUUUCAUUAUCCUUCUCGUCACAUUAGACCGACUCCUUGUCAUCGCGUUUCCAUUUAGUGUCCUUCACUUUUGUAAAAGUUCUGCGUGGAUAGCUUCCGGUAUAGUAUGGAGUUUAGGUGUUAGUAUUGCAGUGAUUCCUUUGCUGCCACCAACAGCUGUUUGGAAAUUUUACAGUCAGAACGGUAUCUGUAUUCCGAUUCCAUUUAUCAGGAACUACUUUGCAGGUAACGACUACUCUUUUGGUGUCAUGAUUAUACUAAACAGUAUUUUCUUCCUGUUCAUUGCUGCCGGUCAGGCUUUUAUCUUUUGGUCUGUAAGAGUCAACAGUAUGACAAACUCCGACUCAUCCAUGAAAACCAAGGACCUGACCAUCGCCCGUCGACUGAUGACAGUGGUUGUGUCUGACUUUUGCUGCAAGUUCCCCGUGGCCUUGCUGGGACUUCUAGCGGCCCGCGGCACGCCAGUCUCUAGUGAGGUCAUCGUCGCUCUCGUCAUCUUCAUUGUUCCUCUCAACUCUGUUCUGAACCCCUUCCUGUACACAUACAACGUGAUGAUGGAGCGGAGCCGAAAGGCUAGGGAAGUGAAUCUAAAGAAAUAUUUUAUAUCACUUUCUCAAAAAAGAAACACCGAAAUAACUCAGUGUACGUGA
Molecule: messenger RNA, 3848 nt
Organism: Pomacea canaliculata
Lineage: Eukaryota; Metazoa; Mollusca; Gastropoda; Architaenioglossa; Ampullariidae
Product: G-protein coupled receptor GRL101-like
Exons: 4
Coding region: 1959-3848 (629 amino acids)
Biological process (GO): G protein-coupled receptor signaling pathway
Cellular component (GO): membrane
Molecular function (GO): G protein-coupled receptor activity; protein binding
Source: RefSeq, a predicted model, not a curated record